UUAUGUGCCCCCCCCCUCCUCCUCCCCCCUCCCCACUCGCUUUUUCUCUUUUUUAUUUUGACGCUUCCGUCAGCAUCUCCAGGAGGAAAGACAUUUUCCUCCGCGUGUCUCUUCUUGAAGGCGAAAGGAAGAAAAAAGGAGAUUUUUUUUUUUUUUAAUUCACUGUGUCGUGCCCCUGAUACUAAAAUCUCUCCGAUGGUCCCCGGUGUGACAGCGGAGGGACUUCCAGCAUCUGACUGCGUGAUGGAGCCCGGGGAUGGAAGCCGUCCACCUAUGACCCAAAAAUAGGACGAGACGUUUGAAGGAUAUCAGAGGAAAAAAGCGCGUGAUUUUUUGUUUGUAUCGGGGGUUUUGCUAAAAGAGGUGACAGGUAGGAAGACGCAGGGAAGCUGCGCUCAGCUCUGCUGCGUUUAUGGGAAUUUAAAAAAAAAAAGGACAUACAAGACUUUAUACAUUUUUGUUUUCAGCAAAUUCACUGAUUCAAGACUAUUCGUGAGUUAACUGUUUCUUGUAUGAUCACCCCAGUUCAAACGCAGUCACACCCUAUUCUUACUUCAUAGCCACACCGCUGGAAUGCACAUAAGAACAGCGCACUUUUCUUUUUUAGCCUCCAAAGACGCACAGACGGCGGUGUAAAUACCCCCCCCCCCCUCUUUAACUGCCUUUCAGACUGGUUACAUGUGCUGGUGACCCAUCUGAGCAGCAGAGCCACCUGUGCUGCUGCCGUAAGGCUUUGAGCACCAUGCGCAGGCAGCAGCUAAACAAAACCAUAUGGCUUAAAUGAUGUGCUCAAACAGCGGAUGGUUUCACUUGAAGUAAGAAGCAGCCAGACUCUGCCCUUAUUCGCCGACUAGAGCUUUUUAUCUGAAGAGAUGUAGUUGUGAAUCUGCAAUUUGGACUGAGGAAGAAAGAAAGCAAUAACAGUGAUUUGAGGCAAUAAGAAAAACAAGGUGAUAAUUGUAAUUUCCUCCAAAGCCAAAGAGAGGUGGAAACAAGCGAAGGGACAAUUCACUCUUCUUCCAUUUGCCAUUUCACUCACACUGUGGCUCUAUCAGGCACAGACCCUCUUUUUUUGCUCAGGUCAUAUCUGCAGUCGUACACGAGGGGAAAGUCAGCGAGUGCAGCUGAGUGUUUCCUGUCGAAGGCCUAUCCAUGCAUGCAACAUUUUGACAUUUUAACAGACUUUUCUGAACUGCACAAUCACCCCAGCUCCAUUGCACGAGUCUCUACCACGUCUUCCAUCUCCAGCACAAAUUCCAUUGGACACCUCUGCAUCGUCCCCUAUCAGAUCAACCUAAGAUAUCCGUCUUCCGGUAGCUUUUAUUGUUAAUCACUGACAGUGCCGCUUAUUGACCACUCUGCGAGUCAGGAAACUGGCAUUAUAUAGUGCACACAGUCUCUUUGUGGAGGCCUAGGGGUGUGCCACAGAGUAUAAAUAGUUGAACAAAGGCCCUUUGGAGGGACAACAGGCCGAAACCUGAAACUCUGAGUGAUUCCUCCCUCUGGUAACUCUAUAUGUUCACACACUCAGAGGCUGGACAGACUCUCUGGCUAAAAUGAUUGAUUUAGAUCCUGGGAUGUGAAGAGACGCGGCGGCGCAGCUUCCACAGUGCUGUUGUCAGGUUUUUCAGGUGCUUAAGAGGACCGGAUCAGCAAGAGGACCCGCCCACCCCUUCUUCCAGCCCUUGUAUCGGCUGAAAAGAAAAAGGCGGAGAAGAAGAAGACACCCAAGUGGACCACACCCAGUGUCCCUACAGCAUCAGGAAAGAGUCUCCUCCUCUCACCUCCCAGACUUUUAAUCCUAGUCUGGACAUCUUUGGUGUCAUCAAACUGGAAUAGCUGCUGUAGAUCUGUCUUGUCUGUUUGUGUGUAUCCCAUUCUGCUGUGUGUGUGUGUGUGUGUGUGUGUGUGUGUGUGCGUGUGCGUGUGUGUAUGUGUGUGUGGUAUGUUUUGACACCGCUGAGAGCUGCCAGCAGUCCUCUUUCUCCUGUCAGGAUGUCUGCAGUACAAGGGCUGCUGCUGCUACCUCUGGCCCUUCUGGCGCUUCAAGCAUCUCUGUGCCAUGGAGCCUGCGUGGAGGUGGACUCAGACACAGAGGCCGUGGCCAAUGAAGGCUUCAAACUGGGCUGCAUCUCCUGUAAGAUGAGGGGCGAGGUGCCCGCCAAGGCCUCUGUUGACUGGUACUUCAAGGCUUUGGAUGAAUCCAACUUCUCCCAUAUAUACACGUAUGAUAAUGAAAGCAAUACCACUGACCCACGUUUCAUCGGCCGUCUGCGCUGGAACGGCAGCAAGCAGACCAGGGACCUGCAGGACGGCUCCAUCUACAUCCUCAACGUGACCUACAACGACACGGGAACCUACCAGUGCAUAUUCAACCGGAUCCUCAUGUACCCCAACUACCAGUUUCAAACCAACGCUCGCAAGAAUAUCACCAUUAACGUGGUGCCACGACUCACCAGGGGAAUGGCAUCCAUCUUGUCUGAGGUGAUGAUGUAUGUCUCCAUCAUCGGGCUGCAAUUCUGGCUGGUGGUUGAGAUGAUUUACUGCUACAGGAAGAUCUCAGCAGCUGGAGAAGAAGCUCUGAGAGAGAGCGCGGCCGAGUAUUUAGCUAUAGCAUCAGAAAGUAAAGAUAAUUGUUCAGGUGAACAAGUGGCAGAAUAGCACUGGUCAAGGAAGAGUUCAAGACUUCCUUGAGCAAUCUCACAUCCAUUUUCGUGCCCUCGUCUCCUCUCAGCAUCACUCACCUCCCGCCAUCCUCUCCACAUGAUGGAAAAAGCGGAACCACAGAGGAGAGAGAUCGUCACAGAAAGGCUACUUAAGUGACUUCCUGCAAAAAGGAUGAGAAAGACUGAACUGUAUCCUGUUCUGAGGGUCAGGAUGGAUGCAUUAGGUCGUGGUUCAACGGGACAGAGGGACUGUAUAUAGGUGUACAAGUAUGCACAGAUAAUAUUUCAACACGUAGUAUAUUAUACGCCUAAAUUGUAUAUUCACUACUUGCAUGCUUACGAACUUAUCAAAAUGACUGACAACAAGCUUGAGAUGUCGUGUCACAUGUUUUAAAGAAAAACUGUUUCCAUUUCAUUGCACACCGCGUGUUGACGUCAGGGUUCGACAGAAGUGUUUGCUCUGUAGGUUUAUGAAGCUGUAGUGCAAAUAAAAUGUUUUUAAUGGUAAAUCAAAACAUUUGCACAAAAAACAUCAAAAAAGAAAAUUUGGAACCGAUUUAUUUUACUUUGAAAUACUAGUAAGACUACAUUUUACUGCUAAUUUCCUUGCUGUUGUGAUGUAACUCUAUUCAAAACUACAGAGGACACAGCACUGCAACAGCUAAUGUUUCAUUUUGAACACUUUUACUGCCAAAAAAUGUAAUGUACUCUGUAUUUUUCCUCAGAAUUUCAUUAAAAUCAGCCUAAAAAUGUAAGAAAACAAAAAACAUUUAGAUCAAAAUGAGAUGCAAUCAAUGAAAAACACAAAGGAAAAAAAUCCUAAUUGCAGGUCCAUCAUCUCAGCAGUGAGCCGCACAGCUGGCAGAUAUCUUUCAAGGCACGUCUCUCCCCGAUUUAUCAGCAAACCAACAUAAAAGGUAAAAACCUGAACUGACAACACAUUCAAACUUUAACAAACAGAAUUAGAGAGCAGGUUUUAGUUAAGCAGAUGUGAAAAUAUGAGACGAACUGUCGACUUCGGAGCAGUUGUGAAAACCAAUGAGUCACGAUUGUCACACAUCAGAUGAAAAUCGCUGUACUCAGUCACUUCUGCAGCGAUCGCCCAUCACCUUCACACGUCUGCUCACCGAGGGAAAUGUUUUCUGCUUUAAAUGCAAAUUCUGAUGAAUGUUGAGCUCGUCACUGGAGGAUGUUUGAGAACGACUUCGAGUGUUGUCAAGUGUUUCAAGUCAUAGAAAAACAUUGUGCAUGUUGUGGUUUUAAUGUCUCACAUUGGACUGGGGAAGCAACUGCAAUUAGAAACUGUUGUCUCUUAAAUUCUCAGACUGUGUUUUAGUGAUGUUUUUGCUGCUCAUAUCACAGAAAGCAGCUAGAAAAGUGUUAAAAAGUUGAUGUUGACCGACCUGUUUCAACUGGCUAAACGCAACAGGCUCCCUGCCGAUUUUAAUUUGCUCUUCAAAGUUGUUUACAAGUUUUAGUGGUGAGAAAAUCUCUGGCUACAUUUAAAUGGCAUGUGCAGAUACGGUGUGGCUUCCUGUGACAUAUGAGAAGAUGACUGCACAAUAUUUAUUUGUAUCACAAAAAAAGAAAAAGAAAAUUAAAAAAAUAAGAAUAUGCAGCUUUACCAAUACCCACACAGGAGUUAUAAGAAAGUGUCACUAUCGGCUGAAUUUAUCUACAGUGGAAACUUUCCAACUGAUGUGUAAUUUCACACAAAUGUCUUAGUGUCUUUGUUGAAACUUAAGGGCUUGGCAAAUUGCUAUUAUCAAACUGCCGUGGGCAAAUGUACCACAAAAUGUGUCCAGUGUGCCUGGGAGGGUGAAGCCAGCGGAAACCAAAAGGGAAAAGCAAAGAGGUGAAGCGUCGUUACAAACUUUAGUGUUUGUAAAAAGAAAAAAAGGAAAAAGCAGCUGCACUUCAGACGGCCAGUUAUUGAAACAGUGGUGGACACUAGAUGGCAGCCAAACACUGCCAUGUCGCAUGUUUACUGUUCGUCUCUUUUGUACCAAAACUCAGUUUGAUACAUUUUGAGAUACUGAGAAGGGGACACACACAAACUGAUAAAUUAAUACAGAAUAACUGCAUGUUUGUUGAUGGAAUAAGCAACAUGAUUUUUUUAAGUACAAACACAGAAUAUCCAAAUAGUUUCAAUCUUUAAAAGGAGUGAUAUCUCUUUCGAAGGCCAUUCAAGAAAUGUAUGUUGCCUACUGAGUGAUUCAUUUUUGGGUCUGCAUCAGUUUACAUCAUCAUUUACGUCUUUUCCUGCACAGAUGAACCAACCAGUGAAACGAUAACCACGCUGCUCCCCACACUAUUGGCCCGCUUGUGUCCACGUGUUUUACUACAACUACAACUGCCGUUUUCACUUCCUGUGUAGAUGUGGGAAUGUGCUUGUCAAAAUAAAAAUCAGUAAAGAAAACGGAAAAUUCUUAUGAGAAAAUCACCUCGUGUCUGGCUUGAUUCACAUCUGUCUGUUCUUACAUGCAGUAAGCGGCAGACGCGUGGGUGGUUGAUAUGCAGCGAGGUGAAGGGACUCUCACUCUGAUGCAUAUUUAAUUCAUGUCAGAGGUCGCA
This is a messenger RNA of Seriola aureovittata, 5240 nucleotides long. RefSeq names its product sodium channel, voltage-gated, type I, beta a (gene scn1ba). Gene Ontology annotation, cellular component: voltage-gated sodium channel complex. The record is from RefSeq and is a predicted model, not a curated record. The coding region runs from base 1933 to 2661 and encodes 242 amino acids. Gene Ontology annotation, molecular function: sodium channel regulator activity. The transcript has 6 exons. NCBI's taxonomy places the organism in Eukaryota, Metazoa, Chordata, Actinopteri, Carangiformes, Carangidae. Gene Ontology annotation, biological process: sodium ion transport; regulation of heart rate by cardiac conduction; cardiac muscle cell action potential involved in contraction.